UCCAAAACACAAAACCACUCAAUACACGGAGUAGUGUGUAGUUAUGUAAAAAGUAUUGACAAGAUCAGUGAAAUUAGCAACAUAUUGAGUUCAAAAAAGUUGUGUCAGGCAACUCCAGAUGAGGACUGUGAACGUUAACAUGGCUCUACGCACCCGGGCUGGGAAAAAUGGCACGGUGAUUCUGCAACUGCCCGGGGGAGACGAGACCAAGGUGAAGCCGGUUCUCUCCGCGAGGAAAAAUGGCGUUGUGAACGGCAGGGUGGGAGUGGUUCUGAAUGGAUCGGCCAACGGUCAUUGCUCCCCGGUUAGCAAUGGUCAUGCUGUUGGACAUCAUUCCGCAGAGAAACCAGCCACUUCUGCUUAUGAGAGGGCCAAGAAGCUUUCCCAUCAAGUUCCCAACGAGAAGACUCCCAUCCUUAUGGUGAUUAUCACACUCUACAACUACAUAGCCUUGACGGUGAUAGGUUACAUCAAGGAAUACCUCAGGAAGUUCCGUCUUAUCAAGACCCCAGGGGCCCUGGAAUCAAUCAAAAUGAAGGAUUUUGUGCCGCUCUUUCAGGACUUUGAUAGUUUUUACAUUCGCAAUAUUUAUCGUAAAUUAAGAGAUUUGUUUGAGAACCCCAUCUGUAGUGUUCCUGGUGCCGAACUGGAAAUCAUGGAGAGAACAUCACCAGACUUCAACUGGACAUAUGUUAUGACGGGGAGGAGUAAAAGAUCCAUCAACCUUGGCUCCUACAACUACCUAGGGUUUGCUGAGAACUCAGGCUCUCGAAACGAAAUGGUAGAAAAAGCUGCAAGGUACUAUGGGAAUGGAGUGUGCAGUACAAGGCAGGAAUUAGGCAAUACAGAUAAAAUAAUGGAAUUGGAGAGAUUAACGGCUAGUUUUCUGGGAGUGGAGUCUGCCAUUACAUUUAGCAUGGGCUUUGCCACCAAUUCUCUCAACAUUCCUGCCUUAGUUACAGAGGGUUGUCUGGUCAUUAGUGAUAAAUUAAACCACUCCUCCCUCGUUCUCGGCAUCAGAUUAUCUGGUGCCUCUGUCAAGGUGUUUGAACACAAUGAUCCUGACGACCUGGAGAAGGUCUUGCGAGAUGCCAUUUCUUCAGGGCGACCAAGGACCCAUCAACCCUGGAAAAAAAUCCUUGUAGUCGUGGAGGGUAUUUACAGCAUGGAAGGGUCCAUUGUUCGCCUACCCCAGAUUGUGGCACUCAAAAAGAAGUAUAAGUUUUACCUGUACGUUGACGAGGCUCAUAGCAUUGGGGCUCUUGGCCCGAGGGGGAAGGGGGUGACCGACUUCUACGGCAUCGACCCCAAAGAUAUUGACAUCCUCAUGGGGACAUUCACAAAGAGCUUUGGUGCUUGUGGUGGCUACAUUGGUGGCCGGAGGGAGCUUGUUGAGCACAUCAGGAAGCAUUCUCACAGCACUGCUUACGGUAACUCUCUCCCAGCACCCAUCGUCCAGCAGAUCAUCUCGUCUAUGACAGCCAUCAUGGGAGAAGAUGGUACUAGUACCGGUAUCAGUCGCAUCCGACAGUUGGCUUGGAAUACAAAAUACAUGCGCCAUCGACUCAGGGAUAUGAAGUUUAUAGUUAUAGGCCAUGACCAAUCUCCAGUUAUUCCAGUCAUGAUGUACAUGCCUACCAGAGUUGGUGCUUUUAAUCGGAUGUGUCGAGCUAGAGGAGUAGGAACGGUUGCCGUUGGUUUCCCUGCUACACCGAUCAUCGAAGCAAGAAUUAGAAUCUGUCUUUCAGCCGCACACACAAAGGAGAUGCUUGAUAAGGCAUUAGAAGUCAUGAGCGACAUCGGAGAAGACCUCCUGUUGAAACAAUCUCACCGGCCACGACCCCAACCCCUAACCGAGGAAGAAUUGAGAGAGCCGACAAUACAAUGGUGAGGAAGCAACCCAAGCCCACCCGUCUAAUCCCCGCCUUCAGUCGAUCUUCUCUUAGAAUUCAAAAGUGUGCAGUGUAGUGACAAUCCUAGUAACAGUGACAAUACAAGUAACAGGAAUAGACCUUAUUCACAUGAUGUCAAUUGAGUAGUUUUAAAGGCGGUUGUUCAUUGGCCAAUCCUGUGUGCUGUGUUUACAUCUAAGCGUUUCGUUUCCAUUGUUUCAUACAUCGUGUAAAAGCUGUGUUCGCAAAUGGUUAACUUUUUGCUGCAAAUUUUUAAGUUACAUAUAUUAAGUCCAAGUGCAAACAGCUGGUUACUUACUUGGGUGUUAAAUUUCGAGUCACGGUAAUUGAACAAUGUUAACUUUAUUCAUGGACUAGAAGUCCAAUGCAAACACACCAUAAGAUGGCAGCUGGAUGUCGUCAAUGCAUAAGGUCUAAGUUAUCUGGUUAUAGGUACAAAUAACAGGACAAUGACAGGAAACGGGAGUAGAUUGGUAUUCAGGAGUUUUGCAGCAGCAGAUAGUCGACUCAAAACUAAGAAGGUCAUUCAAACAGUUUGGACGGAUUUCAUCACAUUGGUUUUGAGUUUAAUGUGGUCCCACAAUCAAAAAGAAGCAUUCGUUUUCUAAGAAAAAAACAGUUAUUUGCAGAUUUUUAUUUAUUUUUCAAAAUCUAUGCCCUUUUUCUUUCACCGCCCUUUUGAUCUGUACAGUCUGCUGACAAUUUGCAAUAAAUGACUUUAUAGCCGAGGAUUAUAUAACUAUAGGAAAUGACUAUGCACAGAAGUUGACCAAUGUUGUACCAGCAAGUAUUCACCUAUUGUUACGUGCAUUAUGAGGUCAAAUUAUAUUGGUACUGGGGUUGGGUUGGCCACUUAAGAAAAAUAUCUUUCAAAAGGAUUCUCAUUGUAAAGAUUGGAAAGGUGGUAAUAAUCCAGUGAAAUUAUUUGGUCUAAAGAGUUCCCCUAAUGAUUAGAAAUCAAUAGGUAUGUCGGAAUACUUUAAUCUUUAAGACUCGCAGCAGGCGACAUUUUAACAUUUCUGUGGUGUUGGCUUUAAUGCUGUCUUCAAUAGGGUCAGAGAUGUGGUUGGUACCCACCAUCACCCCUCACUAGGCUUGGAUGGAUUAGACAUUUGUGAUGAAAAAAAAAUCCAGGACAGUUUUUGCUGUUUUUCCAACAAGUAGAUACUAUUCAACUGAAACGUUCAUAGAGACUUAAGGCAGGGUCACACUGCAGCGAUAACAUAAACUAUAACGAUCACGAGGCAAAGAGAACACAUUCUAUUCGUUGAAAUGCUCCGCGCAGAAUAUGCCAAUCAAGGGGCGUGCAUUGAAGGUUCUCGUUUUCGUUCUCAAAUUUAGGCUAGUGUGACCGCGCCUUAAUACUGUGUCUUUCCUGAUGAUUUUGCUUGUAAAUCAGCAUUACGUUGGGGAAAAAAAACACGACCCUACCUUUGAAAAGUGUAUGUAAAUGUUUGUAUUGUAAUUUGAGAUACGUGUAUGAGGUGUUUAACAUAAACUCAUCAGUGGGGAGUGCCUUUCCGUUUAUUGACAAAUCAAACUGAACGUGCCUUGACAACGGCAUCUCACAGGGACCAGCUGCAAGUAAAACAAAUUUCAGGCGUCAUUUGACACGCUUGAUUAAAACGACCGUGGACUAUAGAUGGGUUGCAAUUCAUCAUGGCCUUUUUAAUGUGCCUCUUAAAGUUUUAUGUUGUUUUCAAAUAAUGUACAAUUUUUUUUUGCAUAAUUGUAGUUGCUUCAUGGUGUACUGCCUAGGUGGUACGUUGUGUAUUAUAUAUAUUUUUCUUUUUUUUGCAUUUUCUUUAUUUAUUUAUUACUCUAUAUAAAUCCUGAUUUUGUGGUCUGGGUACAGUUCCAUUCAUGCAUACUUCACAAGCGCUUGAUGGUAAAUUUAGGGCAUUAUGGAGAUGUUUUACAUCCAAGAAAAUGCGAGAAAAGGGCAUUCAAAAUAUCAGAUUUAAGCUUAUGUUUUUCAGCUUUCAUUCAUGCAUUCUAUUUUGUGUAUUUGUAAACCAUAAUAUCUAUUUUAAAAAAAUCAAAGGGCAGAAUUUGCAAAUUUCAUGAACCCAGUGCUGCACGGCCAAACAUAUAUUUUUUAAACAGAAACCUAUUAAUAGUUCUCUUAUAUUACAUGAUUUCGUGAUGAUAUUUAAAUACCCAAAUAUUUUUGAAAUGGUAUUUUGAUCAGUAAAUUUCUACAGUAUAAAUUAAAUCAGGGAAGGAUAUUCACAAUUUUCUACAUGGUUUGAUUACUAAGUUUUGGAAAGAAUUGUAAUAAGUACUAUCCUGUUUCAAAUCAAAAUACCUUUGAUUUCCAUACACCUUGAAUAUGCCGGGUAAACCUUUCCUAUCUUUCAUAAAACCUACUUUUUGCUUUCAUCAUCUCCAAAGCUUUAACAAAAUGUUUCUUUGUCAAUGUGUCUUCUUAGUUUAAUUUUUUGCUUCACUGGUGUGCCUUGCAUACUUGAACAUUUCUGUUUGCUGUCUUUUUUUUCUGUUAAACCUUUUCCUCGAGAAAAUUCACCUUCUUUCCUUCAAUCUCAUGAGAUUGAUUUUUGUUUUCAAUGCGAGUGAUUUGUAAUAUAUGUUUGUUAGGCCAUGUCCAAAAUGCACUGUCAGGAUCAUUCAAUCUCAGGUGUUGUUAUCUUCUGUUACCCAACGAUUUUUUGUGAUUUGGUUUUAUAUAUAUACAUGUAUAUAGUUUUCGGGGGCUCUAGAAACAAAUUAACUAUAGAAAUACAUAAAACUUCCUCACCUAAUAUAAACUCUUCCCAGACCACUUUCAAUUUUUUCAGUUUAUUUUUACUUUUCUUCCCCGAUCGUUCCAUCCCUCUGCAACUUGUUCUGCUUUUGUUCGGUGAGGACUAAAGAAAUGGACAUCUGCAGUUGUUGUUGAAUAAUAUCGAAUAAUUUCUGUUAUUGUAGUACUGUAAAAUCAUGUGUGUAAAUUAAACAAAGAAUACUAUUCAGCAUACUUUUUGAUUACUUUUUUAAUAAACAAGUUAAUCAAGUUAAUUUAAUAAAAAACUUUUCUUUUGCUAUAGUAAUUUUGAGAAACAAUUUUUUUAAUAGUCAUAUAACUUAAUGAUUCAUGAUAAUUAUCUGUGACUUUGUACAUAUUUUUCUAUGCAUUUAUGUAAGAUAUAUAUUUAAUUUUUACAUAUGGUGAUUGAUGUUUUCAGAGAUUAUAACGAUGAAUAUGUUGCAGUACUGGUUAGUUUAUAUAGUAAACUAUAUGUAUAAUUAAUUCAGCUGAGUUAUAGUCAGUAAUCAAAGAGCGUUAAAGUUUGUUAUGUGUUUGUAGUAUAUUUGAACAUUUCUGGCAAAGGGCAAAUGACAUUUUUUUUUUUCAAGUAGAAGUUCUCCUGAAAGUUAAAUCAACCGAUGGAUAUUUGUGCUCUUACAUCUUUCAUCCUCACUCCUUACACUUGCUGUGCCUUUAACCAUAGCGUAGCCUUAAAAUUUGGACAAUUACAGAUGGUUCUUAAACAUAAAUUGAAUGGCUUCAAUGGGUGAACGCUGUAUAGUUUGUGCUUGUCUGUGAAUUCAGUGUUAUCCUUAAAAGUUGGUUAACACAUUUGUUUAUAUAAAUUAUACGCAACACAACUACUAAUCAUUUCUAUUUUUUCAAACUUAAUCAACUCACAUUUACUUCUGAUGAUAACUAUUCCACAAUUUUCUUGUCUCUUAUUUUGCCUUUUGCUUAACAAUCGCCAAGCAGCAGCUUGUGCACUCUUAGAAUGACUAAUAUGAGUUGUUCUUUAGCUACAAAUUAUUUGCCUUUUUGGUCAAACAAACUAUAUUCUGUUAACACUUAUUUCUUGGUUGAUUUGAUUUAAAACUUUUGAAUGAGGAUCUGUUUUCAGUCCAUGUGCCUAGACUGGUGCAAUGAUGAUGUUACCCUCUACAUAAGAACAGCAUGUAGACAUGCACAGGGAACAAGACAAAGGGGCGUUUUGAUUCUUAAGUCAGUCUCCCUUGUUAUUGCUUGAAUAAUUGAUGCACUUGUGCCAUGAGUUUUUAUAUAUAUAUUUUCUAUAUUUCGAAUAGUAUAGAAUAUAGUAUAAUGAUUAAAGUUAAGAGUUAGCAGUAUACCCUGGACAUACAAGCUGAGCGCGGGCAAAUUUCAUCAAGCUGUGGAGCCAAUAGGUUUUACAAAUUGUUAUCGAGCGAAAUGAGCAUAAUUUAUCUAUUGUUACAGAAAGGUAAACGAGUUUGACAUAUUGAGUAAAACUCAAUACAAAUUGUGUGGGUGUGGGUUCACACUACGGACUUGAUCCAAACAAAACAAUGGCAAUGGGAGACUUUCUGGGACGAUAGAGGGCAGCAGACUUACCGGGUAAAUCCAUUGUUCUCAGAAUUAUGCGC
Asterias rubens (European starfish) is the source of this 6284-nucleotide messenger RNA. Its product is annotated as serine palmitoyltransferase 2-like. The record is from RefSeq and is a predicted model, not a curated record. Gene Ontology annotation, molecular function: serine C-palmitoyltransferase activity; pyridoxal phosphate binding. The transcript has 12 exons. The coding region runs from base 119 to 1891 and encodes 590 amino acids. Gene Ontology annotation, biological process: sphingosine biosynthetic process; ceramide biosynthetic process. NCBI's taxonomy places the organism in Eukaryota, Metazoa, Echinodermata, Asteroidea, Forcipulatida, Asteriidae. Gene Ontology annotation, cellular component: serine palmitoyltransferase complex.